AUGGCAGGUCUUGAAGUUUCAAGCAGCAGGUUGUUUUCAAAGCGUAAUUUUCCGUCGUUGUGUUAUCGUCGUGGAAUAGUCGGCUCGACCCUUACCGCACCGAGGGUCCAUCUCGGUCCAGUCUGUCUCCCGAAGCUCUCCAGCAGAGAUUUGGCCGAGGAAUUCGAGAAGAGAACCGGUUACCCGAUCGCUAGACAGACCACAAAAUCAUCUGAUCGUCAAGUGAUCGCCAAGCUUUAUGCAAUCAUGGAGGCUGUUGCGGAUAGAGUGGAGAUGCAUAACAAUAUAGGAUAUCAGCGUGAUAAUUGGAACCGACUCCUUUCGACUUCCAUCAACACCAUGACUUUAACCGGCGCAACCAUGGCCGGACUAGCCGCCACGGUUGCUGCAGAAGGGGCUCCUUUUACGGCACUCAAGCUAUCUUCUGUCGUACUUUACGUUGCGGCCACGGGAUUGUUGCUGGUUAUGAACAAGAUUCAACCAUCCCAACUCGCGGAAGAACAAAGAAACGCAUCGAGAUUGUUCAAGCAGCUCUAUUUUCAGAUUCAAACAACUCUGUCUGUUGGCAAACCAGAUACAAGUGACGUUAAUGAAGCAAUGGAGAAAGUUUUAGCACUCGAUAAGGCGUGUCCACUUUCUUUAAUGGGUUCCAUGCUUGAAAAAUUCCCAUCGGAAGUAGAACCGGCAAGGUGGUGGCCAAAACAAAGGCAAAAGCAAGUGUCUCUGGGGGAAAACAAUGGCUGGAACAGGAAGCUAGAGAAAGAAAUGAAGCAAAUUGUUAGUGCUUUGAAGAAGAAAGAUUCGGCAGAGUACAUUGAUUUGUGCAACAAAACAUUGAAACUCAACAAAAUGUUGGCAACAUCUGGUCCCUUAUUGACCCUUUUAGCGGCAUUGGGGUCUUCCUGUGUGGGCACUACUCAUUGUUCGUGGCCGGUGACGAUCGGAGUCAUGGCAGGCGCGAUGGCUGCCGUAGUGAACACGGUGGAACAUGGCAGCCAAGUCGGGAUGGUGGUCGAAAUGUAUCGGAACAAUGCCGGAUUCUUUAAGCUGAUUGAAGAGAACAUAAUGUCAAAUAUGAGUGAGAAAGAUGUUGGGAGAAGAGAAAAUGGAGAAAUCCUUGAAAUGAAGGUGGCUUUGCAGCUAGGGAGGAGUUUAUCAGAACUUGAGCAACUUGCAGCAAUUGCAGAAAGUAGUGAAGAAUCUGCAAGCAAACUAUUUUGAUUGAUAUAUGAGCUUAGACAUAUAUAGUUUUUGUAUAUAUGCAUAAUCUAAAUUUCAAACAUUGGUAUCAUCAUAUGAUUUUAACACAUUGGUUG
This is a messenger RNA of Hibiscus syriacus, 1316 nucleotides long. RefSeq names its product probable F-box protein At4g22030. NCBI's taxonomy places the organism in Eukaryota, Viridiplantae, Streptophyta, Magnoliopsida, Malvales, Malvaceae. Bases 1 to 1221 code for a protein of 406 amino acids. The record is from RefSeq and is a predicted model, not a curated record. The transcript has a single exon.